This is a messenger RNA of [Candida] anglica, 1867 nucleotides long. Lineage: Eukaryota; Fungi; Ascomycota; Pichiomycetes; Serinales; Debaryomycetaceae. The record is from the annotation of a GenBank genome assembly.
CUAUUAUCAUUCGGGUGUGAGGUUAAAUUUUUACAAGAUAAUUUUGAAUUUUAACGAAAACAACUGAAUUGUGGGGGAAUUUGAAAUAGUAUUCACAUUCUAAAUCAUAUUUGUUUUCUUCGUACUUCUAGUAUCAUUAUUUUAUCCCGCAUUACCGAAUUUACCCCAAGCAAAAAUUGUUACCAUUUUCCAUUUUCUUAUAUAUAAUAAUACUUUUUACAUUAAUUGCAUUUAUUUGAAAAUAAAAAGAUGGGGACAGCUUGGGAAUUAACCAAGGUAUUAAGAGAAAAGAUUUACAAAUAUGCUCUGUAUCCACAAACAUCUGUAUCAUUGCGACAAAUGGUUCAAUUUGGACCAAACCCUUCACCAGGUUCAAUAUUUUUAGCUUCACAAUUUAUUGUAGAAGAACUUCCAAUUCGAUUAGCAUUGAAAGUAAAAGAUUUGGAGAAUGCUCCCUUGGGAUUAAGUAAAAUGCCAUCUACUAUAAAGGUGAAAAAUUGGUAUGCUCAAUCAUUUGAAGAAUUAACUGAUUUACCAAAACCAAUUAUAUCAGAGCAACUCUUAGAAUUACUUAAUUCUAAUGGGAAUUUACAUAAACAAUAUCAAUUAAGUGAUUCAAGUACAACAAAGUUCAUACAAGAUGAUAAUACUAUAGUUGAAGAAACAACAAAUCCUGCUAAUUCUGAACAAGAUAAUCCUGCGAUUAAUAAUGUAUUUAGUGAUGAUGGAAUAGUUGUCCGUCCAUCAACAAACACAUUUACACAUUCAUCUAAUCAAGUACCAAGUAUGGGGGUGAGUUCGAAAUUAAGAAGUGAAUCUCCAACAUUUGGUAAGACAUAUUUUACUUCAUGUCCUGUAAAUAUUGUUUGGCCAAAGGAAGUUUAUGAUUAUAAUAAGCAAGUAUUCGAUGCAUUAUCCAAGAUUAAAAAGAGACAUGAUGCCACUGUAGCUACCAUGGCACAAGGUGUUCAAGAAUGGAAACAAGAUAAUGAAACAAUUCAUGUAAAUUCACUGAUUCAAACAUUUUUGGAUAGAUUUUAUAUGUCUAGAAUUGGUAUAAGAAUGCUUAUUGGACAACAUAUUGCAUUAAAUAUGUCACAAGCAUCACAAGCUAAGACUAAAUUAACAUCAUUUUUGAAUGGGAAUAAUAGUAAGGCUGGAGGUAAAAGAACAAAUUAUGUUGGUGUCAUUUGUACUGAUUGUAAUGUUGGAGAGAUUGCAGAAGAUGCAAUUGAAACAGCAAAAUAUAUUUGUGAGGAAUAUUAUGGUUUAUUUGAUGCUCCAGAAAUCCAACUCAUUGCCCCUGGAAAUGAUAUCAAUUUUAUGUACGUUCCAGGUCAUUUAAUUCAUAUGCUUUUUGAAACUUUGAAAAAUUCAUUAAGAGCAACAAUUGAAUUCCAUAUGCCAAAAUUAAAGGCAGAAAUGUGUGCACAAGAUCCAGAUUUAAAAUUUGAAGAUAUCGAUAUCAAUGAUUUAACUUUCCCUCCUAUUAAGGUUAUUAUCUCUGAAGGAUCUGAAGAUAUAGCCAUUAAAAUCAGUGAUGAAGGGGGUGGAAUUGCAAGAAGUGAAGUCCCAUUGAUUUGGACAUAUUUAUAUACGACUGUUAGUGAAACUCCAGUUUUAGAACCGGAAUAUAGUCAAACUUCAUUUAAGGCACCAAUGGCAGGAUUUGGUUACGGGUUACCCAUUUCAAGGCUAUACGCACAAUAUUUCGGAGGUGAUCUUAAAUUAAUUUCUAUGGAAGGUUAUGGUACAGAUGUUUAUCUUCAUUUGAAUAGGCUUAGUAGUUCGUCUGAACCAUUACCAUGAUGUAUAUAAGAUAUAUAACGGAAAAAGUUACGUUUAAAGAAAUUAUGAUUAAAUUUUA